AAAAAUAAUCCUGCGUAAAUAAUCUGCGUCUAAAUUUUUUAAGUAUAGCCAAACGAUACCUAUUUUCUCAGAGGGCCAUGCUUUUCUCGCACAGAAUUAUUUCCUCACAUUUACACCGUUUUGUUCUUCUCUGGAGUACAAUCGGUUUCCUUCUUCACCGACUGAAUAAAAUAAAAUAUGCGAAGUUCCUCCCUAUAAAGGCUAAUAAUUUGCUAUAUUUCGAGUGAGAUGAUGAAAUUGGCAUAAGAUCAAAAUUGGUUAGUCUGAAUCUACGAGGAUAGAAUGCAGUAAAUUGCAUUUUAUUUCUAUGGUUUUGUUGCCGUAAGUUGCUUUUUUCCAGUGGCAUAAAUAUGUUUUCUUGAUGGUAUUAGGGUUUGAGAAAGAUCGUUGUUUUUUACCGGCGCAGAAAAAUAAAGAUUAAAAAUAUCAAUGGAAUUGGGACUUAUGAUGAUUACUUACUUAAAUUUUUGGCUACGGAGUUUCACUUGGGUUUGAUUUUGAGGUUGUUUCAUGACCAACAAUGGACAGAAAGUCAUCAGCUAGUAGGAAUCUGAAGCCGGGGAAAUCCCGUGGUUUUCUAGACCUACAAGCACCAAUGCAGGUCAAUGAACAACAAAACCGAUGUCAAGGGUUUAUGGUGUCUUCAAGUGCACAGGUUCAAGAUGUUUUACCCAUUCCAAAUAGGAAUAUGCGAAGAUUCGAUGCACCAAUGUCAUUAGUUGAUUGCCAUGGCAAGCCUGAGGUGACAAAUAAUUCUUGUGACGAGGACAAUUCUUACUCGGUGGGACAACAUGCCGUUGAGCACAAUGAUGGUGUGAGAGAGAAAAAAGAGUUGCCUUGGCAGCGCGUGAAAUGGACUGAUCAAAUGGUGAAGCUCUUGAUUACUGCUAUUUCUUAUAUUGGAGAAGAUCCUGCCUCUGAUGCAGUUGAUGCUGGUGGAAGAAGGCUUUCGCCUAUUUUACCAAAGAAAGGGAAGUGGAAAGCUAUCUCCAAGGUCAUGGCCGAGAAAGGCUAUCAGGUAUCUCCUCAACAGUGUGAGGAUAAGUUCAACGAUCUGAACAAAAGGUAUAAGAAACUCAACGAUAUACUUGGGAGAGGCACCUCUUGCAAGGUUGUUGAAAACUCUAUGCUCUUGGAUUCGAUGGAUUUGUCUGAAAAAGCUAAGAAUGCUGUUAAGAAGAUAUUGGGCUCAAAGCAGUUGUUUUACCAAGAAAUGUGCUCAUAUCACAACAGGAAUCGGAUGUACAUUCCUCAUGAUCAGGCUAUUCAAAGAUCGUUACAUUUGGCUCUUAGAAGUAGCGACAAUCAAGAAUCUCAUGAGACCAGGGCCUACGUCACGGACAGCACUGACAAGGAGGAAGAAAAUGAGGCAAGUGAUGGUGUAAAUGAGGACAUCCGAGAAAAACAUGCUUUGAGUAAGGAUCUCACAUUAAGGGUGCCUGCAAAGAGGAAGAAACCAGGGGGCGAACAUGAAGACAUGGACUCUAGUUACAUUAUGAACUGUCACACUACUGUGAAAAGAUCUGGUCCUCAUUAUCAACCAAGUGUGGACCCAUUAUCUGGUGAGGGAAGUGAUGGAGAAUCGCUGCAUAAUCAAUGGUUCAUGUCUCGCACACUUCAGUUAGAAGAGCAGAAAUUACAGAUUCAAGCGGAAAUGCUGGAGUUGGAGAAACAACGUAUCAGGUGGCUGACGUCUAGUGAGGUUGAAGACGGGGAGUUGGAGAAGAUGAGAUUGGAAAAUGAGUAUUUAAAGCUUGAGAAUGAGCGAUUGGCAUUCGAAAUCAAAUGCCGAGAAAUGGGUGCCAAUUGAAGUUAGUAUGUAUCAGCAUGUUAUUUCAUUUUCCGGCCUGGUCCAUACUGUCCAACUCAGUAUAGUUGUUUUCCAUUUUAUUUAUCCUUUAACCUCCUUCUCCACCUGAAUGAAUGAAACUGCUGCAUCAUCAGAAAAAUAUUGCAAACCUUGAUGAAUAAAAUCUGUGUUGUCCUCUUGUGA
Molecule: messenger RNA, 1993 nt
Organism: Olea europaea var. sylvestris
Lineage: Eukaryota; Viridiplantae; Streptophyta; Magnoliopsida; Lamiales; Oleaceae
Exons: 2
Coding region: 521-1810 (429 amino acids)
Source: RefSeq, a predicted model, not a curated record